Erinaceus europaeus (western European hedgehog) is the source of this 2314-nucleotide messenger RNA. It is a transcript of the gene HSPA8, whose product is annotated as heat shock protein family A (Hsp70) member 8. Gene Ontology annotation, biological process: vesicle-mediated transport; protein refolding; cellular response to unfolded protein. The coding region runs from base 153 to 2093 and encodes 646 amino acids. The transcript is spliced from 9 exons. Gene Ontology annotation, molecular function: heat shock protein binding; ATP hydrolysis activity; misfolded protein binding. The record is from RefSeq and is a predicted model, not a curated record. NCBI's taxonomy places the organism in Eukaryota, Metazoa, Chordata, Mammalia, Eulipotyphla, Erinaceidae. Gene Ontology annotation, cellular component: cytoplasm; nucleus; plasma membrane.
GGCAGCCGGCAGGGGCGGGACCCUUCUGGAAGGUUCUGAGGCAGGGUAUAAGAGACAGGGCGGCGGGCGAGUCCCGGUCUCAUUGAACGCCGCGGCAGCCUCCCCGCCUCUUCUCUCUCUGCUACUGCCGCCGGGUCUACGCGUGAGCAACCAUGUCGAAGGGACCUGCAGUCGGCAUUGAUCUUGGCACCACCUACUCCUGUGUGGGCGUUUUCCAACACGGGAAGGUGGAAAUCAUUGCCAACGAUCAGGGGAACCGGACAACCCCAAGCUAUGUCGCAUUUACUGACACUGAGCGGUUGAUCGGUGAUGCCGCAAAGAAUCAAGUUGCAAUGAACCCCACCAAUACAGUUUUCGAUGCCAAACGCCUGAUUGGACGCAGAUUUGAUGAUGCUGUUGUUCAGUCUGAUAUGAAGCACUGGCCCUUCAUGGUUGUGAAUGAUGCAGGCAGGCCCAAAGUCCAAGUAGAAUACAAGGGGGAGACAAAAAGUUUCUACCCAGAAGAAGUCUCGUCCAUGGUUCUGACCAAGAUGAAGGAAAUUGCAGAAGCCUACCUUGGGAAGACUGUUACCAAUGCCGUGGUCACAGUACCUGCAUACUUCAAUGACUCUCAACGUCAGGCUACCAAAGAUGCUGGGACUAUUGCUGGUCUGAAUGUACUUAGAAUCAUUAAUGAGCCAACUGCUGCUGCCAUUGCUUAUGGCUUGGAUAAAAAGGUUGGAGCUGAGAGAAAUGUGCUGAUCUUUGACUUGGGAGGAGGCACUUUUGAUGUGUCAAUUCUCACUAUUGAAGAUGGGAUCUUUGAAGUCAAAUCUACAGCAGGAGACACCCACUUGGGUGGAGAAGACUUUGACAAUCGAAUGGUCAACCAUUUUAUUGCAGAAUUCAAACGCAAGCACAAGAAGGACAUAAGUGAGAACAAGAGGGCUGUCCGCCGCCUACGUACUGCUUGUGAACGUGCAAAGCGUACACUCUCUUCCAGCACCCAGGCCAGUAUUGAAAUUGAUUCCCUGUAUGAAGGAAUUGAUUUCUACACCUCCAUUACCCGGGCCCGAUUUGAAGAAUUGAAUGCUGACUUGUUCCGUGGCACCCUGGAUCCAGUAGAAAAAGCCCUUCGGGAUGCCAAGCUUGACAAAUCCCAGAUUCAUGACAUUGUCUUGGUGGGUGGUUCUACUCGUAUCCCCAAGAUUCAGAAGCUUUUACAGGACUUCUUCAAUGGGAAAGAAUUGAACAAGAGCAUCAACCCUGAUGAGGCUGUGGCUUAUGGUGCAGCUGUCCAGGCGGCCAUUCUAUCGGGAGACAAGUCUGAAAAUGUUCAAGAUUUGCUGCUGUUGGAUGUCACUCCUCUUUCCCUUGGCAUUGAAACUGCUGGUGGGGUAAUGACAGUCCUGAUCAAGCGCAAUACUACCAUUCCUACCAAGCAGACACAGACCUUCACUACCUACUCUGAUAACCAGCCGGGUGUGCUCAUUCAGGUUUAUGAAGGUGAACGUGCCAUGACUAAGGAUAACAACCUGCUUGGCAAGUUUGAACUCACAGGCAUACCCCCUGCACCCCGUGGUGUUCCCCAGAUUGAGGUCACAUUUGAUAUUGAUGCCAAUGGCAUCCUCAAUGUGUCUGCUGUGGAUAAGAGCACAGGGAAAGAAAACAAGAUCACCAUCACCAAUGAUAAGGGCCGAUUGAGUAAGGAAGAUAUCGAGCGUAUGGUCCAGGAGGCUGAGAAGUACAAAGCUGAGGAUGAGAAACAGCGGGACAAGGUAUCUUCCAAGAAUUCCCUUGAGUCCUAUGCUUUCAACAUGAAAGCAACUGUUGAAGAUGAGAAACUUCAAGGCAAGAUCAAUGAUGAGGACAAGCAGAAGAUUCUUGACAAGUGCAAUGAAAUCAUCAAUUGGCUUGAUAAGAACCAGACUGCUGAAAAGGAAGAAUUUGAACAUCAGCAGAAGGAGCUGGAAAAAGUCUGCAAUCCCAUCAUUACCAAGCUAUACCAGAGUGCAGGUGGCAUGCCAGGAGGGAUGCCUGGUGGCUUCCCUGGUGGUGGAGCUCCUCCCUCUGGUGGUGCCUCCUCUGGGCCUACCAUUGAAGAAGUUGAUUAAGCAGACCAGACCCAAGUACAAGUUAGCAUUGUUCCAUUCAUUGAAGGACCCAAAUUUAGCAAAAUUUAUGGCAGUAAUUAACAGUUGAGCUGCUUUAGUAAUAACUGGGCAUUCUUGAUACUUGAAUAUGGAACAUGUGCACAGGGAAACAUUGCACUUUAUAAGCACUGUAUUGUAAGUGGAAAAUGCAAUGUCUUAAAUAAAACUAUUUAAAAUUGGCA